AUGGCUUGCUGCAACGUCGUCGACGAGAUUGCUCGCGGAGGCGGUGGCUCGGAGGGGCUCGCGGAGGGGCUCACUCACAGAGGCGGUGGAUCGGAGGGGUUCGCGGAGGGGCUCGCUGCAACGCUGGCUCACAGAGGCGGUGGCUCGGAGGGGCUCGCUGCAACGUUGGUUCACAGAGGCGGUGGCUCAGAGGGGCUCGCGGAGGAGCUCGCUGCAGCGCUUGCUCACAGAGGCGGUGGCUCGGAGGCGGGUCUUCAUUUUCAGGUGGUGGCUAGCUGGGCCUAUAAUAAGCCAUUCUCUCAUACGUACAACCCUGGUUGGAGAAACCACCCAAACUUCAGUUGGAGAGAUCUCGACCAAGCACAAUCUUCUAGAGGGAAAUGGAGAAAUGAGCACCAGUCUCAACCAUCAAAAGCUCAAUCUGCUCCUCAAUACAAUGUUCCACCUCAAAGGAGUUCUCUUGAGAACACCCUUCAUUCAUUCAUGGAGGAGCAAGACAAAAUAAAUUGCCAAAUGAUGGAAGAAAUCAAGGAAAUGAAAAGUCACUUUUCAAAACUGACUGGAUCCUUGGCUAAUUUUGAAAGAGGCAAACUUCCUUCUCAGUCUCAAUUCAAUACACAAGGGCAACAUAUGGCUCAAACCUCCAACUCUAACGAUCAAAACCUUAUGGAGGCUAAUGUCAUCACAACUAGAAGUGGUAAGGCUUUGGAAGAUCCACCAAUAGCAGCCACUACUUCAAAAUCUCCAAAUGUUGUCCCUGAUAGUGUGCCAUUCAAUGCUUCUACAAAAGUGCCAUUUCCCCAGGCUCUGAGACCUGAUGGGAAAAUUCCUGAAAAUCGAGAAGAAAUCCUUGAGCACUUAACACAAGUGAAGAUUAAUAUUCCUUUGCUUCACAUAAUCAAACAAGUGCCAGCCUAUGCUAAAAUCAUCAAGGAUCUUUGCAUUGUAAAAAGGAAGCAUCAUGUCAAGAAGACUGUUUUCUUGACUCAGCAAGUUAGUGCAGUAAUUGAACAAAAGACACCGCCAAAAUACAAAAAUCCUGGUUGUCCCACCAUUUCCUGCCAAAUUGGGAUUCAUGAAUUCAGCGAAGCUUUGUUAGACUUAGGAGCGAGUGUCAAUCUCAUGCCUUAUUCUGUGUACUCGCAACUUGGUCUUGGUGAAAUCAAGCCUACUUUUGUAGUCUUACAACUGGCUGAUCAUUCUCUUAAGAAGCCUCGGGGUAUUGUUGAGGAUGUUCUUGUUCAAGUUGACAAAUUCUAUUACCCCAUUGACUUCCUCAUUCUGGAUACUCAAUCUGUGGUUAACAUGGAGUCAAAAAUCCCUAUCAUACUUGGAAGACCUUUCCUUGCUACAACUAAUGCCCUUAUUAAUUGUAGUAAUGGUCUCAUGAAAAUAACUUUUGGGAAUAUGACUCUCGAGGUCAAUAUUUUUCAUGUUUCAAAGCAACCACAUGAUGAUGAUGAGUGUUAUCAGACAUUUCUGAUUGACACACUCAUUCCUGAGGAGAUUCAAUUGCAAAGAAAUUUUGAUGAUCUUGAUGAACUCCUCUCUGUUAGUGAAAGUUCUGGUUUUGAUGAGUCAAUUAAUGAAAAUUCUUAUUAUAAAGACUCACAAAAGGAAAGAACAAAGUUUUGGUAA
Molecule: messenger RNA, 1638 nt
Organism: Humulus lupulus (European hop)
Lineage: Eukaryota; Viridiplantae; Streptophyta; Magnoliopsida; Rosales; Cannabaceae
Exons: 2
Coding region: 1-1638 (545 amino acids)
Source: RefSeq, a predicted model, not a curated record